AUGACGGAAACGAGCAGCGUGAAAGAAAUCGUACCACCUCAACUAGAUAAUUUACUCAAACUUGAUCCCUAUCUUGAACCAUAUCAAGGUGAAAUCAAGCGACGUUAUAAUGUAUUCAAAACGAUUCUCAAUCAAUUGGACACAGAAGAAGGAGGACUCGAUAAAUUUACAUCAGCGUACACACACUAUGGUAUUCAUGUUGAUUGUCGUACAAAUGAAAUAAGAGCAAAAGAAUGGGCACCUGGUGCACGUGCAAUGUAUCUUCGCGGAGAUUUCAACAAUUGGCAAGAAAAACAAUAUCCAUUUACACGAGACGAAUGGGGUAUAUGGAGAUUAACAAUUCCACCUUUAGCAGAUGGAACACCAGCAAUAAAACAUGGUCAAAUCGUAAAAUUGCUUAUUGAAACACCUGGUGGUCAGUUGGAAGAUCGUAUCUGUCCAUGGUCACGCUAUGUUCAGCGAGCCGAAAAGGCCAACACAUAUCACGGUGUUUUCUACAAUCCACCUGCUGAACAAGUAUACAAAUUCAAACAUGAACAACAGAAAAAGAAAGAACGACUGAAAAUCUACGAGUCACAUGUCGGUAUCAGUUCAUGGAAAGGAGAAGUUGCUACCUAUGAAAACUUCCGUCUUAACGUUCUUCCACGAGUUGUUAGACAAGGCUACAAUACAAUUCAAUUGAUGGCUGUUAUGGAACACGCUUAUUAUGCUAGUUUUGGUUACCAAGUAACAAGUUUCUUUGCUGCUUCAAGCCGAUUUGGUACUCCGGAAGAAUUGAAAGCAUUGAUCGAUGAAGCACAUGGUCUCGGUUUAACCGUUCUACUUGAUCUUGUGCACAGUCACGGAUGUAAAAAUGUGUAUGACGGUAUCAAUAUGUUUGAUGGUACCAAUGGCUGUUUCUUUCAUGAUAAUUCGCGUGGUUAUCACGAUCUUUGGGAUAGUCGCUGUUUCAAUUACAUGCAACGUGAAGUUAUGCGAUUUCUUCUCUCGAAUAUUCGAUAUUGGUUGGAAGAAUUCAAAUUUGACGGUUUCCGUUUUGAUGGUGUUUCAUCUAUGCUCUACCAUUCCCAUGGCAUUGGUCAUAGUUUUUCGGGCACAUACAACGAAUAUUUUGGUCUAGCUACGGAUACUGAAUCAUUCAACUAUCUCCAAUUAGCUAACCAUGUUUCACAAACAUUAUAUCCUGAAUCGAUAACGAUUGCUGAAGAAGUAUCAGGAAUGCCAACCUUAUGUCGUCCGAUUGCUGAAGGUGGUGGUGGAUUUGAUUAUCGUUUAGCUAUGGCGAUUCCCGAUGUUUGGAUCAAAUUAUUAAAAGAAAAAUCAGACGAAGAUUGGCAAGUCGGAGAUAUUUCAUGGACUUUAGUCAAUCGUCGUUGGUCGGAAAAGAACAUCGCUUAUUCCGAAAGUCAUGAUCAAGCACUUGUCGGAGAUAAGACUAUUGCACAUUGGCUAUUUGAUACUCAAAUCUACACCCAUAUGUCGGUGUUGUCUGAACGUACACCUGUUGUUGAGCGUGGCUUAGCUUUGCAUAAGAUGAUUCGUUUGUUAACAUAUGCCUUAGGUGGAGAAGGUUGGCUGAAUUUCGAAGGUAAUGAAUUUGGUCAUCCGGAAUGGCUGGAUUUCCCUCGCGCUGGAAACAAUGAUAGUUAUCAUUAUGCUCGCCGUCUGUUUUAUCUAAGUGACGAUGAAACAUUACGUUACAAGUAUCUCAAUGCUUGGGAUCAAGGUAUGAAUGCCUGCGAAGAACAAUAUAAAUGGCUUGCAGCAAAAAACACAUAUAUCAGUCGACGACAUGAAGGUGAUAAAGUUCUCGUGUUUGAACGCGGCGAUCAUGGCUUGUUAUUCAUUUUCAAUUUUCACACACAUAAAAGCUUUCCUGACUAUCGUAUUGGUUGUGCUCGAUGCGGAAAAUACAAAGUCGUACUCAACUCAGAUUCGAAAACAUAUGAUGGCUUAGGUCGAGUCAGUGAUACUCAAGUCUUCCUAACUGAAGAUACAAAAUGGGACGAAAGACCCUUUUCAUUCAAAGUCUACACUCCGUGUCGUACUGUUUUAGUGCUGGCAUUGACCGGUGACGUGAAAUAG
Molecule: messenger RNA, 2085 nt
Organism: Adineta ricciae
Lineage: Eukaryota; Metazoa; Rotifera; Eurotatoria; Adinetida; Adinetidae
Source: the annotation of a GenBank genome assembly